GCGCAUGCUCCCGAGAGCCCCAGCCCACCCUUCUCAGGCCUCCCAAGUAUUUCAUCCCUUGAUUUUCCUGGCCCGCCGCUCAGUGCCCCAACUCUAGGACAACAGAGCGCAGCGGGCGCGCUCACAGAGGGCGCAGCCGAGGGUCGGUGGAUCGCGGUGCGGAGACUGAGGUUGGGAGGCAGGUGGCGAGAUGAGCCGGGUACCAGCGUUCCUGAGCGCGGCCGAGGUGGAGGAACACCUCCGCAGCUCCAGCCUCCUCAUCCCGCCUCUAGAGACGGCCCUGGCCAACUUCUCCAGCGGCCCCGAAGGAGGGGUCAUGCAGCCCGUGCGCACCGUGGUGCCGGUGACCAAGCACAAGGGGUACCUGGGGGUCAUGCCCGCCUACAGUGCUGCAGAGGAUGCCCUGACCACCAAAUUGGUCACCUUCUACGAGGACCGCGACAUCACCUCCAUCAUCCCCUCCCACCAGGCUACUGUGCUACUCUUUGAGCCCAGCAAUGGCACCCUGCUGGCGGUCAUGGAUGGAAGUGUCAUAACUGCAAAGAGAACAGCAGCAGUAUCUGCCAUUGCCACCAAGUUUCUGAAACCACCCAGCAGUGAAGUGCUGUGCAUCCUUGGGGCUGGGGUCCAAGCCUACAGCCAUUAUGAGAUCUUCAUAGAGCAGUUCUCCUUUAAGGAGGUGAGAAUAUGGAACCGCACCAAAGAAAAUGCAGAGAAGUUUGCAGACACCGUGCAAGGAGAGGUACGGGUCUGUUCCUCAGUCCAGGAAGCUGUGACAGGUGCAGAUGUGAUCAUCACAGUCACCUUGGCAACAGAGCCCAUUUUGUUUGGUGAAUGGGUGAAGCCAGGAGCUCACAUCAAUGCUGUUGGAGCCAGCAGACCCGACUGGAGAGAACUGGAUGAUGAGCUCAUGAAGGAAGCUGUGCUGUAUGUGGAUUCCCAGGAAGCGGCCCUGAAGGAGUCCGGAGAUGUCCUGUUGUCAGGGGCUGAGAUCUUUGCUGAGCUGGGAGAAGUGAUUAAGGGAGUGAAACCAGCCCACUGUGAGAAGACCACGGUGUUCAAGUCUUUGGGAAUGGCAGUGGAAGACACAGUCGCAGCCAAACUAAUCUAUGAUUCCUGGUCAUCUGGUAAAUAAAACAAAGGAGCUUGGUGCUCGAGGGACGUUGCUGCUGGUUCUCAUAAUUUCUAGAGUAAACGAGGGAGUCCAACCCCAGUGAACUCUUGUUUUGUGCUUAUUGUGUUUUACCUUAGGUGCUGAGAUCCUCGUUUAGGUUUGUAGUUGGAAAGCAAAACUAGGUAACCAUUUCUUCUGUUAAACGAAGUUAUAAUAGUGUUCGUUUCCCUUUAUGUUUCCCUGAAAUAAAGCACUUUCCAAUUCUACA
Molecule: messenger RNA, 1382 nt
Organism: Cebus imitator (Panamanian white-faced capuchin)
Lineage: Eukaryota; Metazoa; Chordata; Mammalia; Primates; Cebidae
Gene: CRYM
Product: crystallin mu
Exons: 9
Coding region: 191-1135 (314 amino acids)
Biological process (GO): thyroid hormone metabolic process
Cellular component (GO): cytoplasm
Molecular function (GO): thyroid hormone binding
Source: RefSeq, a predicted model, not a curated record